Molecule: messenger RNA, 1709 nt
Organism: Physcomitrium patens
Lineage: Eukaryota; Viridiplantae; Streptophyta; Bryopsida; Funariales; Funariaceae
Source: RefSeq, a predicted model, not a curated record
AAAUCUACAACCAAUCAAAACCAACCACAUUUAUCAUAAUUACCAUAUUUUUCAUCAAAGGUGGGUCUCUUAAGUAAAACCAUGGGUCUAUUUAACAUUCCCCAUACAUACAUACAUAUUUAUAUUUAUAUUGGAACGUAUGUAAAUUCUAGUGAUGUGCGACUCAGAAAUCCGUAGGGUUCGCAUCCAAGCCAUCAAUAAUAACGAACGUGCUUCAUCCACUUUAGAAAUCAUCCCGAAGCGUUUCGUGUUCACGCCCUCCAAAGCAAAACCAUACGGAGGCCAUGGCGACGAUUGUGAAGGCGUCGCGGUCUCUCUCUCUCUCUCGUCUCCUUGUCGUAUUGUGUCUGCGAGACCUGGUUGUUGGUUGUUUUGCAGUGAAUUUGGAACUGUGAGUGCGUGUGCGUUUCCUCUUUUUCUCUUAAUUCUCGACAUUUUGCCUUGGGAGUGGGUCUUCACACGAAGAGAACGUUGAUAGCUGCGUUCGGGAGGGAGAGACACAACCUUCGGCAAGCACAAUGUUGAGAAUAGCGGGACGAGGCUUGUCGCGUGUUCUUUGCACGUCUCUAACACAGCCCGGCCACUCCGGCUCUGCUUCGGUGGCUACUGUGCUCUCCUCACCAAGAUGUCUUCACGACACUGGUGACUGCUACGGUAGUUGCUCACCACGGUUUAACUAAUUCUAUGCAGUAAAUUAUACAUUCGUUGGAAGUACGAAACAAAUGCUUUAUCAACCUGGUUCAAUUGAUAAAGCAUGUGCACCACCCCUGGAGACUGUAUACCAGGACUUACAUCUAUGUCGCUGGUUUUAGAAAGAAGCCCUAAUUUUUGGCCUUGCUUCCGCACAAUGGGUGUUCAACCAGUAAUCAAUUACCUUGAGUUUGCUUGCGGAAGUGGUACCACCGAUAUCUACGAAUGUUUAACUUGUACCUUUGUACUCGAUUGGUGUUCAUCGGUCUCCAAUGUGGGAAUUAAAUCGCUGGUUCUCAACCAAGUCAGAAUGCAGUCAUGGUGGUUCUUAAUUCAGCUGCCGGAAAAGAGGUUUUAUGUGGAGACAAACAUUUUCAUAUAAUUAAUCUUAGGCAAUCUGCACAUUAUGUAGUGGAACCGACGAAAUGGAGGUAUACAACAUCGAGAGAAAUACAUUUCGUAGUUCUGUAGCUGGAAGUCUCGAAGAGUAGUGUCUAAAUGUUCCUCAGGUGCUCAAAGGUUUACGAAUGAAGAAAGUUCAAGUCGAUGACAGAAAAAGAAACCUCUCGUUCUUGAUGACUGUUAAUGGUUCAAGUCUGGUUCCUCCUUAAACAUCGUACUUGAUGAGGAUCUUCGUCCGUAAGAUUCAGAAUCCAAAUGCAUCAGGCGAUUUCGGGAUUGCAACUGGAGUGGAGCGGGAGGAGUUGGAAUGGAAGAGGCAGAGUGCUCCUUUCGUGCAGGGCAAAUCCCGGUUCUAUCUUUCUCCUCCUCGUGGACCAUUCGGCACCAAGGGGAAUGUCUCUGGUACCAGUCGAAGGUUACGGGAGUUGGUGGUCAACCUGGCAGUGACGAACAUCAUUAGUCUUUCCAAGACUGAUGACUACCCUGAAAUACAGUAAAAAUUUGUCGAGGUGAGGCAGUUUGGACCGGAUCAGAUUUGACGACAGGUUAAGGAAGAAGUGAACAAGGUCCUGAAAACCAUAAAUUUUUUUAUCUAUCGACAGUUCUUCUAAUGCACA